GAGAAUGAAGGGGACGGGAUUGAAAACAUUUCAGCCAGGAGUCUCAGUCUCACGUGUUUGACGACGAAAGAAUCAUCGUUCGACCUUUUUUUUUUUACCAAGUUCGAUACACUGCAAAGGUUUCUUUGAAAGGCAGGAUCGAUGUCAAAAACUUGUUUUGUUGAUUCUCCGUGAUGGAUUGUAAAAGUUGAGACGACUCACACAGCAGUUAAAAAAUACGAUGAACUUAGGCAUAAGUUACGAAAAAUAAUUGUAUUAGUCUUGGUCCUGUUUAUAGAAUAUACCUUAUGGAUUUCCUCUCUGCGUUGGAAGGGGUUUGUUAUUUUUUACUUCUUGAUAAAGUUUGACCUGAUCCGAUCACGUUGAUAAAACUUCUAGGCUACAGAUCUAUUGGACAAACAAAACGGAGGGAGACGUACCAGGUCAGACGCCGACCAUAAGCAUCACAGGUAUUUGAACUGAGCUUCUGAUGUCCAGAAUGGAGACAUCUGCCUCGACGGCCACAGAGAAGAAAGAACUGAAAGGCGCUGGUCUGGAUGGAAAUGGCUUUGCGGACCUCCCUAAGAAACCCUCACCUUCAGCCGUCACCAGAGCCCCUCACCACAUGUUCCCGACGUUCCACACGCCCAUCCCGAUUGACAUGCGUCACCACGAGGGAAGGUACCACUAUGAACCGCAUUCUCUACAUGCCAUGCAUGGACCUGCACUCGGUGGUAGCCCGGUCAUCUCCGACGGCAUCUCCCUGAUCCGCCUCUCCCCCCACGCACCCGGGACGGGGGAGUCCCCCUUCAGCCAGCCUCACCCGUACGUCAGCCACCACAUGGAGCAGUACCUGAGGUCCAUGCACAGCAGCCCCAGCCUGUCCAUGAUCUCAGCGGCCCGCGGACUCAGCCCCGCCGAGUUGGCUCAUGAACACUUGAAGGAGCGGGGUCUGUUCGGGUUGCCCCCUCCCCCUCCCGGAGCCAACCCGGCUGAUUACUACCACCUGAUGGCCGGCCAUCGGAAUCCCUACGGAGACCUGUUGAUGCAGGGCGCAGGGGCCUCCCACCUGCCGGACUACAUCACCCCGGUGGACGUGUCACGGUUCUCCAGCCCCCGUUUGACCCCCAGGCUGAACAGAAAGCGAGCAUUGUCCAUCUCUCCUCUGUCGGACGCCAGCAUCGACCUCCAGACCAUGAUCCGCACCUCGCCCAACUCUCUGGUGGCCUACAUCAACAACUCGCGCUCCAGCUCUGCAGCCAGCAGCUCCUACGGGCACCUGUCUGUUGGAGGCAUCAGUCCCUCCUUCACGUUCCCACACGCCAUCAACCCCAUAGCCUACCAGCAGCUCCUGUCCCAGCAGAGAGGCCUGAGUGCGUUCGGCCACACCCCUCCUCUCAUCCAGCCCCCGCCCUCCUUCUCUAGUCGACAGUCAGCCUUGGGCCUCUCCUCUGUGCCCCCUUCUUCACAUGACCCCAACCUGGACUCACAAUCAAAGAAUCCAUGUGGAGACUCAGCAGUCAGUAGCACCGUUAACCCUAUGAUCACCAAAAGGUCAAAGGUAAAGAUGGAGGUGGAGUGCCCAAGGCCGCUGUCACCAUGUUCUCCGCAGAAUCACCUGGGCAGAACACUGGACCUGAAGGAGGACCUGGAUAAAGACGAGUGCAAACAUGAACCAGAGAUGGAGAUGGUGUAUGAGACCAACUGCCACUGGGAGGGAUGCUCCAGGGAGUACGACACACAGGAACAGCUGGUCCACCACAUCAAUAACGACCACAUCCACGGGGAGAAGAAGGAGUUUGUGUGUCGCUGGGAGGAGUGCACGAGGGAGCAGAAGCCCUUCAAGGCCCAGUACAUGCUGGUGGUUCACAUGAGGAGACACACCGGGGAAAAACCACACAAAUGUACUUUUGAGGGCUGCUGUAAGGCUUACUCCCGCCUGGAGAACCUGAAGACACACCUGCGCUCCCACACGGGCGAGAAGCCGUACGUGUGCGAUCACGAGGGAUGCAACAAAGCCUUCUCCAACGCCUCGGACAGAGCCAAGCACCAGAACCGCACACACUCCAACGAGAAACCGUACGUGUGUAAAAUCCCAGGAUGUACGAAACGCUACACGGACCCGAGUUCCCUCAGGAAGCACGUGAAGACAGUCCAUGGACCAGAGGCCCAUGUCACAAAGAAACAGCGCAGCGACCUUCCGCCCAGCAGACCCAUGCCACCCAAAGAGAAUGGUGAGAAUGACACAGGCCGUGGCACGGGGGAGAAGAUGGACAGCGCCUCCAGGGGCCUGGAGGACUACUUGCAAGUCAAGUCUAUUAAGACAGAGAACUCUGUGGUGUAUCAGUCCAGCCCUGGUGGUCAGUCAUCAUGCAGCAGCGAACCGUCGCCACUUGGCAGUGCCACCUACCAUGACAGUGGAGUAGAGAUGGCCCUUCACAGUGGCGGGGGCAGUGUGGGGGACCUGACCGGGCUCGACGAAUCCCCGGGGCCCUUCUUGGACCCCUCCACCUCGUGCCUCUCGUCUGGAGAGUCGGGGCUCGGGGUGGGCCUCCACCUGCGGCAGCGGCUGGCUCCCAGCUACAUCCACAGACUAGAGCACCUGAAGAAGGAGAAACUGAAGACGGUGAGGGACUCCUGCCAGUGGGCCGACCAUCAUCCUGCUCCUCCAGUCCAGAACACCAAGCUACCGCCCAUAUCAGCCAGCGGGUACCUUCUGGAGAGUUCAGGUACAGGUGAUGGGCCCGGAUCGCUGCCCGGCCUCAGUCCCGGUAAAACCACCUUCCUGAACCAGCUGGACCAUCUGAUGGAGCGCCGGGACAGCACCGCCAGCACCGCCUCCUCCGCCUACGUCAGCCGCCGCUCCAGCGGCAUCUCGCCCUGCUACUCCAGCCGCCGCUCCAGCGACGCCUCCACGUUCAGCGGCCACCGCAACAACAUCAGCUCCACGGGCUCCUACGACCCCAUCUCCACGGACCUGUCCCGGAGGUCCAGCGAGGCCAGUCAGUGUGGAGGUGGUGGAGGCCUGCCCGGUCUUCUCAGCCUCACCCCAGCCCAGCACUACCACCUCAAGGCUAAAUACGCGGCGGCCACGGGGGGCGCCCCUCCGACGCCUCUACCCUGCAUGGAGGUGAUGAGUCUGAAGACUUGCGUGGCCCGUUAUGGGAACUCUCCGACGGGGGGCUCACCGUCCGGCAACUACGCCUUGGACGGCGUCACCUCCGGUGGCGUUCCGAGGCGCUGCAGGGCUGGCAUGGGAGGGUAUGACGCCCACAGCAUGAUGCCCCACGAGGUGCCGUCCAGCAUCCCCCGUCGGGCCAGCGAUCCCGUCCCGCGCCGUCCGUCCCUGUGCCCGCCGUCCCAUCAGCCCCGGGUGCAGCGGUACAACAGCGUGGGCGACAUGCAGAGCCUCCAUCCCCAGGCCUUCCAGGCCAACCAGGCCCAGUCCGCGGCCGAACAGCGCCACCUGGCCCUGCAGGGCCGCCACCCGCGCUCCGACGGCAGCCUGCAGCGCUACCCGUACUGCCCCCGCCCGCCCAGCAUCUCCGAGAACAUUGCCAUGGAGACCCUGGCAGGCGACGUGGUCAGAGGUCGCAACAACGCCGGGGACGAGGUGAUGUCACUUCCCGAUGACGUCAUUCACUUUGUUGCGUUUCAGGACGGAUCAGGAGAGUGUAUCGCCGGGUACAACAGAAGUUUCCACGGAAAUGCAAUAAACCCUAACCAACAGCAGCAGGCGUUUUACAACCAGAAAAAGGCACCUGUGGUGGACUCCGAUAUGAAUAUGAACCUCUUGUCGCCACCACAGACACAAACUGUGCCCCUGUCCUGUGCCCUGAACCCCAGCCAGCAGAACCAGCCUUUCCUCUCCUCACCCAGACUUAGUAAGAGCUGCAUGCCAGUCCAGUGGAAUGAGGUCAGCUCUGGGACAGUGGAAGCCCCUCACGACCAAACCAAACGACAGCAAUUCUGUCGAGGGAAUGCAAACCUCGCUGUGGUCCAACAGAAACAGAACUUUGGCUCGUUCAAGAAUGAGAAUCUGAACUCCAACCGACACAUUUCACAGGUGGCCCACAACCUGUCUCACGCAGCCCGGCAAGGAAGACACAUACAGCACCAAAACACAGAGGCAAGGCUGAGUCAUGACCCGCAACACAGGCUACAUGCUAACGCUAACCUGAAUGAACCAGUGGGCCUUGAGUAUGGGUUUGAACAGAUUCUGGGGCCUAGUGUUGCUAACGGUAAUGCUAACCAGAGUUCCUCCUGCAAUAACGUGACGGAUGGUGGCGCUCUGGGUAUGUUGACAGGGCACACCGUAGAUGUGCAGAACCACCGGCUGAGGUCACAAUCAGGGGAAGGUCAGACGUUUUUGGACGGCAGUGUGAAUUCUACACAGACAAUCUCACGUCAACAGAGCUAUAAAAUGGCCACCCAGGUCCUGCAUCCUCUCCAAAAUGGAGGUCAACCGCUCCUUCAGCCAAGACCGCCCGCAGAAUCAAAGUCUCGAAGCAGACAGCAUUCAGGGUCAACGACAACGCUGCAACAAAACCUGACUGGCCACCGUACGGACAGCGGUUUCAUGUUCUACACUGGACAGAUACACGUCUUUGAGCCCAACGGAAACGUCAACGGGCAGACGCUGACAUCAUCGGUAGCGGACGUCCCUCAGUGUCCAUUGGACAGCGGAGAGACUGCCACGACCUCUCCGGGAAUAACCAAUCAGGUCUCCAGUACGGUGGACUUAUCCAAUAGGAAUGGAGCGGAGCAGCCCCAGAUUGACUUUGACACCAUGCUGGACGACGGGGACCACUCCAGCCUGAUGUCGGGCACCAUCAGCCCCAGUAUCCUCCAGAGUCUGUCCCAGACCUCCUCCAGGCUCACCACCCCACGGAACUCUGUCACUCUGCCCUCCCUGCCCAUCCCAGCAGGGGGCAGCAACAUGGCCAUUGGAGAUAUGAGCUCCUUGCUCACAGCGCUGGCCGAAGAGAGCAAGUUCCUCAACAUGAUGUCAUAACGCCGAGCGCAAACUCACCGCGGUACAGCUAGCACCGCGAUACUUUAGUCGGUGCAUUCGCCCUGGCACGUGUUUGUCGGGAGGACUGGCUGGCGUCGCCAAGCUCUGUUGUUAGGAGCGUGUCUACCAGCGAGAGUUUAAAUUGACUGUGUGUAUGGCAAGAAUGGAAUGCACUAGUUCUGGAAAGGUACCAGAAUCCACCUGAACACCCGAUUGGACUAAGCACCGUCAUCGAUGAACUUUGACCAUUCGAAUGCCCAUUUACCCGAAACAAAGGAACAUUUGAGUUGCAAAACACCUCCACGUUCAUGAUGAGUUAUCCUGUACAGUAUUAUUAGGGAUCUAAGAUGGCCAUUUCCUAUCCACGGAGAAGCCAUAUUUUGCCUUAGACGAGUAAGUGCAGAAAGUACAAUGUAAACCGUAGCACAAUUCUGUUAAUGUUGUACAUGAGAUAUAGUGUACAGUUCUGCAGUAAAGACGUUUACCAAGUGCCUGGCUAUGCCGAAGCAUAUGCGUAACAAGCAUAUGACACCGUUCAAGUACGAGUACAACCGGGUGACUCUGUAUGAUACAAAUGUGGGAGUUUUCUAUUGUUAUAAAGUUAUUUAAAGACAUCCCGAUGCGAAAUAUGUAAAUUGUGUAAAUUACUUGACCUGAAACGAUCGGAUUCUUUGGUCCAUAUUCCAUAAGAGUCAUUCAUCCAUACGGAAUUGUGUUUUUCUGUCAAUGAAUCUGCGAAAAAGAUUAUAAAUAAUAAUUCAAUGAUAGAUUGAGAAUAAAUCUCUUUUUUUCUAAUCCAUUUAGUCAUGUCAGGUCUGCUUUCAUACAGUAUCUUCAAUAUGUCAUUGUCUUAUUGGUCUGUUGAGUUGGACUUUAGAGAUUAAUCAUGGCGUCUCAAUUUCAAGACUCUGCUUAAGGAUUUUUUUUUUUAUUAAUUCAAAAGAACAUGCAAGUACUUGAUACAUAUACUGGGCUAGAUUAUAUUGUCAUUUCAUUUGGGUAACAAUUUAAGAAAAAUCUAAAAGGAAAAAUAAGACUCCUUUUCAGUGAAAAACUGGCAGAGGGUUUUUUCCUCCAGUGCAUCCCUCAGUAUUAAUAUAAUAGUGUGUUAGGAAUCAAAUACUUUUUUACUCUACUGUUUAACUCUAUUGUGCUGGGUAUAUAGAUAUCUUUUUGUAAAUUUUUAUGAAAUACAAUAUUGCUGUUGUUUUUUUACUAAA
This is a messenger RNA of Esox lucius (northern pike), 6213 nucleotides long. Its product is annotated as zinc finger protein GLI2. The transcript is spliced from 14 exons. Gene Ontology annotation, molecular function: RNA polymerase II cis-regulatory region sequence-specific DNA binding; DNA-binding transcription factor activity, RNA polymerase II-specific. The coding region runs from base 470 to 4993 and encodes 1507 amino acids. Gene Ontology annotation, cellular component: nucleus. NCBI's taxonomy places the organism in Eukaryota, Metazoa, Chordata, Actinopteri, Esociformes, Esocidae. The record is from RefSeq and is a predicted model, not a curated record. Gene Ontology annotation, biological process: smoothened signaling pathway; regulation of transcription by RNA polymerase II.